AUGGAGGACUUGGCCCAGGCUUUCGAACGCGUCAGCCUUGCGGCCGACUCUGCCGCAGGGAGCAAUACUGACUGGAUCGACUCGAUCCUCGAGGUGCAACGACCUCGCAAACGGACACGGCGAACCAGAGAUGAGCUUAAGCAGGAGCUUGAGAAAGAGUUUCUCACCCCUUCGUCUGCGUUCAACACUCAAUGGCUCAAUGAACUUCAGCAAAGAUGGGAAGCGCCUAUCAAUUAUGCCGACCUAUUCGAGCUGGCUCCCACGCAGACGCGCACCAUCAUCCGUUUCACUCGCGAGGGCUUGGAAGGCCUUGUGACGGGCUACAAAGAGAUUACGGUUCCUGCAAAUAGCGCCACUGCAAAAAAUUCGACGUCACUCCUUAGGAAACCCGCCAACAGGGCCGACUUCGUACGCGGUGCUGCCGGCUUCUUCCCUUUCGCGCCCGGCGGUCUGGAUGGCGUAGAGGCCGUGGCGGCGGCGGAAGAUGGGGUUUUACAGGCCCAGCAAGCAGAAAAAACGAGGAAGCAUGGCGGGCUGGACCGCGUCCUAAAUUUCGGCGUCGAAGGGGGCCUUCUCGAAAUCCCGCCUGGGUUCGCUCGAGGCUUGGAUUUCAAGAAGAAAGCCAGCACCGAUCAGCAGAAUGCAGAGGAUGUUGAAAUUGCCUUGGGAGAAGAGCCUGCCCCGGUUGAAUCAGUAGAUGGCAUUCCCUCAGAAGACACCGACGGUGUCCAGCCGUCCGCGGGCGACUCUGGCGACGAGGAGAGUGAGAAUGAUGAUGACAUUGACUCCCUUCUGCCUGUUGAAUUCCCGGCGCUCGCCCCGCGUGGAAACCUUACACUCGCAAGCACUAGGAGGGCCGCCAAGGAGUGGGCCCAUAUGGUUGAUGUCAACCGAGACAUUCCUAACUUUAGGGAUCUUGUGCCGGACAUGGCACGAGAAUGGCCAUUCGAGUUGGAUACUUUCCAGAAGGAAGCUGUGUAUCAUCUUGAGAACGGGGACUCGGUCUUUGUUGCAGCUCACACUUCGGCUGGCAAGACGGUCGUGGCCGAGUAUGCCAUCGCACUCGCAGCUAAGCACAUGACCAAGGCAAUUUACACGUCUCCGAUCAAGGCUCUCAGCAACCAGAAAUUCAGAGACUUCAGGAAUGAGUUUGAUGACGUUGGGAUUCUUACAGGAGACGUCCAGAUCCGCCCUGAGGCCAGCUGUUUGAUCAUGACGACCGAGAUUCUUCGAAGCAUGCUAUAUCGAGGAGCAGACCUUAUUCGAGAUGUCGAAUUCGUCAUCUUCGAUGAGGUGCACUACGUCAACGACCUCGAGCGUGGAGUUGUGUGGGAAGAAGUCAUCAUCAUGCUCCCAGAGCAUGUUACUCUCAUUCUUCUUUCUGCGACAGUCCCGAACACGUAUGAAUUUGCGUCCUGGGUGGGCAGAACCAAGAAGAAGAACAUCUACGUUAUCUCGACACCGAAACGUCCCGUUCCGCUCGAGCACUACUUGUGGUCGAACAAAGUCAUGCACAAGAUUGUGGACGCGGAUAAACACUUCAUUGAGAAAGGUUGGAAAGAUGCAAACGACAUCCUUUCGGGCAAGGACAAGGUUAAGGCAACUAAGCUUGAGGAGUCUAAUGCCUCGCGGGGUGGGGCCAACCAAAGAGGUGGGCGUGGGCAAGACCAGCGCGGCGGCAGGGGCGGCGGCAGGGGCGGCGCUCAACAGAGAGGAGGCGCCCAACAGCGCGGGAGAGGAGGCGCACCGGCACAACGCGGGCGGGGUAACAUUGCUCGUACAGGCCGUGGCGGCGGAAGGACGACUGCUGCGCAGGACAGAAACAUCUGGGUCCAUCUCGUCCAGCACUUGCGCAAAGAAAACCUGCUACCAGCUUGUAUCUUCGUCUUCUCGAAGAAACGUUGCGAGGAGAACGCCGAUGCGCUUGCAAACUUGGACUUCUGUACCGCUUCGGAAAAAAGCGCCAUACACAUGGUUAUCGAGAAGUCAAUUGCCCGCCUUAAACCGGAAGAUAGAGUACUCCCUCAAAUUAGGAGGCUCCGCGAGUUGCUGAGUCGAGGAAUCGCUGUCCACCAUGGAGGCAUGCUACCCAUUGUCAAGGAAGUGGUAGAGAUACUCUUUGCGAAGACACUGGUCAAGAUCUUGUUCGCAACCGAAACCUUUGCUAUGGGUCUCAACCUUCCCACCAGAACUGUGGUUUUCUCCGGCUUCCGGAAACACGAUGGCCGCCAAUUCCGAGAUCUUUUGCCUGGAGAGUAUACUCAGAUGGCCGGACGAGCUGGUCGUAGAGGACUCGAUGCCGUUGGCUCUGUCAUCAUUGUUGCACCAGGUGCUGAAGAAGCGCCCCCAGCUGCCCGCCUGCGACAGAUGAUCCUUGGCGAUCCGACAAAGCUUCGCUCACAAUUUAGGCUUACAUACAACAUGAUACUGAACCUCCUAAGAGUAGAAGCACUGAAGAUCGAAGAGAUGAUCAAGCGCAGUUUCAGCGAGAACGCCACACAAGCCCUGCUUCCCGAACACGAGAAGGCUGUCAAGCUGUCUGAAGCAGAUCUUGAAAAGAUCAAGCGAGAGCCAUGUGAGAUUUGCGACGUUGAUCUCGAGCUUUGUCACGAAGCUUCCAUGAAAUAUCAGCGUUUGACCAAUGAGCUUCACCUCGCGCUCCUUGCCACCCCUGUUGGAAAACGCUUGUUCGACAUCAGGCGUCUGGUAAUCUACAAGAAGGACGGCAUUCGCGCCGCUGGCAUGCUGCUGAGAGAUGGCAUCAGCAAAGGCCAUGAGCCAACGGUGCAGAUACUCGAGAUCAGCACCAACGCGAAGCGUCAGCCAAGUGACCUGCUGCCUUACCUCUCAGGGUUUACGAAGUUUUUCGCAUCAUUGCCGCGCAAUGCAUCGGACACGAAAUUGAAGGCAGCAUCGAUCCUUCUGAGCGACGUAGAGAGCAUCACAGCAGCACACAUCAAGAUUGACAUUGCCGACGUACUGAAGGGUGAUUCCGAGGCACUCAAGCUAGCAAGCGACCAGUUCCAACCUCUAUGCGAGUCAUGGGCCUCCCAAGACUGGAACGAAGUAGACCUGUCGAAAUUCAUCAAGGACAUGACGUAUAGAGGCCUUCUCGAUGAACGCAACAAGCAGGCUGAGCUUGCUCAGGCACGGACGUGCCUGAAGUGCCCUAGAUUCGUCCAGCACUUUGCCAUGGCGCAUGAUGAGUGGCUUAUCAAGGAGAACAUUGCGCAACUGCGUCAGCUUAUGUCAGAUCAAAACUUGCAGCUCCUUCCGGACUACGAACAACGGAUCUCGGUGCUGAAGGACCUUGGAUUCAUUGACGAGAAAUCCAGGGUCGAGCUGAAGGGCAAAGUAGCCUGCGAGAUCCACUCUGCCGACGAACUGGUCCUCACGGAGCUGAUCUUGGAGAACGUGCUUGCAGACUUCGAGCCGGAGGAGAUCGCAGCGCUGUUGUCUGCCUUUGUCUUCCAGGAAAAGACGGAUGUUGCGCCCACGUUGACCCCGAGACUGGAGCAGGGCCAGGCCAAGAUCGUCGAGAUCUCAGAGAAGGUCAACCAGAUCCAGACGCUGCACCAAGUCAUCCUUUCUUCGGAGGACUCGAACGACUUCGUCAGUCGGCCGCGUUUCGGCAUGGUAGAGGUGGUGUACGAGUGGGCACGUGGCAUGUCCUUCAACCGCAUUACAGACCUGACGGACGUUAUGGAGGGGACAAUUGUGCGGGUGAUCACGCGGCUGGACGAGACGUGCAGAGAGGUCAAAAAUGCGGCACGCAUCAUUGGUGACCCGACGCUGUACACGAAGAUGCAGACGUGUCAGGAGCUGAUUAAGCGAGACAUUUGCAACGCAGCCAGCUUAUACCUGUAA
Molecule: messenger RNA, 3867 nt
Organism: Diplodia corticola
Lineage: Eukaryota; Fungi; Ascomycota; Dothideomycetes; Botryosphaeriales; Botryosphaeriaceae
Product: dead deah box rna helicase
Exons: 5
Coding region: 1-3867 (1288 amino acids)
Biological process (GO): nuclear-transcribed mRNA catabolic process, 3'-5' exonucleolytic nonsense-mediated decay
Cellular component (GO): Ski complex
Molecular function (GO): RNA binding; RNA helicase activity; ATP binding
Source: RefSeq, a predicted model, not a curated record